Messenger RNA from Didymella exigua CBS 183.55, 889 nucleotides. RefSeq names its product NADH-ubiquinone oxidoreductase 29.9 kd subunit precursor. The record is from RefSeq and is a predicted model, not a curated record. The transcript is spliced from 3 exons. Lineage: Eukaryota; Fungi; Ascomycota; Dothideomycetes; Pleosporales; Didymellaceae. Gene Ontology annotation, biological process: respiratory electron transport chain. The coding region runs from base 92 to 823 and encodes 243 amino acids.
AAGCCUGUGGAGCGUGAACUUCGACGAUUGACGCCAUCACCGUCUCCGACACCAAUUGCGCCACGCAUCGCCGUCCACAACCCCCGCAACCAUGAGGGCAGCUUCCAGACUCUUCGCCGCCGUCAAGCCCGGCCAGUUCCUCGAGGCCGGCGCCCCCACUGGCCUCACAGGCCUCGCUACACACCCGUCGCCGCGCUCGACACUGCUCCACCACUACCACGGCACCCUCACCAAGCUCCAGCAGAUUCCCGAGUCCUCCGUCUACCGCCAGUCGACCGAGGCGCUUACCCGCCACCGCCUGAAGAUCAUCGAGGAGUCGAAGCCCAAGGGCUGGGACGCAUGGCAGGAAAUGAUUAGCUCGCAGGUCGCCGAGGAUCCAGAGCACUUCCACACCAUUCGCAGCGAUGCCGGUGUUACUGUUGUCGCGCCCAAGCUCCAAAAUGUCGACUACGGCCAGAACCGGAAAGCCGAGUGGGACGGCGAGGUUCCGCAAUCCUUCCCUGAGGGCAUCAAGUCGCAAAAGGAGCGCAGGAAGCACAUCAAGGCCCUAAAGGGCGACGUCGACUACAAGCCUGAGCGCACUGUCUCGCCCGUUACCUUCGCGCCUGAGCCGCGGUACACAAUCGAGGCCAUCUCUGACUUGGAGAACAAGAUCGGUGCUGGUCUGAUUGAGGAGGUCAUCCAGGUUGCUGAGGCCGAGCACACAUUGGUGGAGGAGAUGAUCAAGUCCAAGGUCUGGGAGCCACUUGAGGAGCCAUCCCCUGAGGGCCAAUGGGUGUAUGCUGAGCGUGGUACCCACACUGGUACUACUCAAAAUCCAUAGAGAAAAUUACGAAGCGAAGAUGUAAAUAGUAAGAAGGCUUGUACUAGUUAACAGUUUGGUUCCCCC